Molecule: messenger RNA, 3515 nt
Organism: Brachypodium distachyon (stiff brome)
Lineage: Eukaryota; Viridiplantae; Streptophyta; Magnoliopsida; Poales; Poaceae
Product: putative disease resistance RPP13-like protein 3
Exons: 4
Coding region: 97-3000 (967 amino acids)
Biological process (GO): defense response to other organism
Molecular function (GO): ADP binding
Source: RefSeq, a predicted model, not a curated record
CUUUUCUGAAACUACCAGAGAAGCCUUUAAGCAGCUUUCUCCUGCUACCACAUCCUGAAAUAUCACAUAGCAGAAAGCUUGCUGGUGAGGGGGCCAAUGGAGACUGCUCUUGUGGGCGUUGCCACGGGGGUGAUAAAGCCGGUCCUGUCCAAGCUCACAGACAUGCUGGAGAAAGAGUGUGCCAGGCUCAAAAGUGUGAACCGUAACACCCAAUUCUUAAGAGGUGAGAUGCGCAGCAUGAGUGCCACCCUCCAAAUAAUCGCAGAUUCAGAGGAGCUUGACCGCGAAGUGAUAAUCUGGAGGGAUGAUGUCCGUGAGCUGUCCUUUGAUAUGGAGGAUUGCAUCGAUGACAUCAUGGCUCGUGUUGACCAAACGCGUGAGAGCUCUACGGGCCUGGACAAGUUCUUUGAAAAGAUGAAUACGUGGACGAAGCUAAAGGGUCAGCAUAAGAUGGCAAACAUGCUUGAAGAGCUCAAGGCCCGUGCAAUUGAGGCAAGCGAGAAGCACAAGAGGUACAAUUUUGCCCCGCCAACACAUCAUUCUGGCCAGUCGGCCAUUGACCCCAGGCUGCAAGCGCUUUUCGUGGAGGUUGAUAAACUUGUCGGCAUGGAUGGUCCCAAGGAGCAUAUCGUUAGGCAGUUAACAAGAGAGAGGGUGGUGGGUUCUUCUGGACAGCUUCAAGUGGUGUCAAUUGUUGGUGCUGGAGGGCUUGGUAAGACUACUCUUGCAAACCAAGUCUAUCAUACCAUUAAAAGCCAAUUUCCACAUGCAGCUUUUGUGUCAAUAUCUUGUAACCCUGAUAUAAAAAAGAUUUUGAGAGACAUUGCCAAAGGAGUGGGGAUCAGUGAAAAAACACCGGACGAUGAUGUGGAGAAUCUCAUUCAUAGACUCAGGGAGCACCUUCAAGAUAAAAGGUACUUUAUUGUAAUUGAUGAUUUAUGGGACACGGAAGCAUGGAAAAUUAUUAGGCUUGGAUUGGUAAAUAAUGAUCAUGGGAGCAAAAUUAUCACUACAACACGUAACAUUGCAGUUGCAUCGUGUUGUUGUUCACAACAGGGUCAUAUUUAUGAAAUGAAACCCCUUAGUUUUGAUGACUCCAAAAGGUUGUUUUUCACAAGAGCAUUUGGUUCUGACGAUUUAUGCUAUCCCCAUCUGGCAGAAGUAUCGAAACAGAUAUUGGAAAAAUGUGCUGGUCUACCAUUGGCUAUUAUUACCUUGUCUAGUUUGUUGGCUGAUGAGCAUGCAGAAGAUAAAUGGAACAGGGUGCUAGCUAUUAUUGGUUCUGCACUUGCAAAGGAUCCUGGUGCUGAUAAGAUGACAAAGAUAUUAUCUCUGAGCUACUUUGAUCUUCCUCACCAUCUGAGAACUUGUUUCUUGUACUUAAGUUUAUACCCUGAAGAUUAUCAAAUCAACAAGCAAUCUCUGAUAAAUAAAUGGAUCGCCGAAGGAUUCAUUCAUGAAAUACAAGGUUGGAGCAAACAUGAAUUAGGGGAAACUUAUUUUAAUGAUCUCAUAAACAGAAGCUUGAUCCAGCCGAUUAAUGUAAAGUAUGGCCAAACGAAGGCAUGUCGAGUUCACGACAUCAUUCUUGAUUUCAUCAAAUGCAAGGCUGCUCAAGAGAAUUUCGUGACUUCAUUUGAUGAUGUAGAGCAUAGGGACACUUCAGGUCACAGGCUGGUUCGCAGGCUUUCUGUUAAUAGUCUCAAGAAUGGAAAGGUUGCAUUAUUGAUAAGCCCGAUUCUCUCUCAUGUCCGCUCACUUGCUGUUUUUGGGGAUCUCGUGCAAUAUUCUUUGCGGUCUUUCCCAGCUCUCCGUAUGUUGGACUUGGCAGAAUGUAGUGAGUUAGAAAACCGCCAUCUUACAAAUAUUGGUAAGCUGUUUCUUCUGAAGUACUUGCGUAUAGGACAGUGUCAAAUAACUGAGCUCCCAAAAGAAAUAGGAGAACUGAGGUAUUUAGAAACACUCGACAUAAGUGGUACACGGAUUUACAAACUUCCAUCAACUUUUACAAAUCUUAAACGGUUGGUCCGUCUGUAUGCUCCUCGGUAUUCUAGUUUUCCAUAUGGAGUAAUUGGACAGAUGCAGAACCUAGAAGAGCUAGAGGACUUGGGUGUGAACAAACCAAUGGUAUCUGGUGUCUUCUCUGAACUAGAGAAGUCUCUGCAAGAAUUUGGUCAGCUAACCAAGUUGAGAACAUUGGGAGUACAUUUCCACUUCUAUAGUUUACAUCUACCCAAGUCGGGCACCCAAGGAGUUGAGGGCCUUGAAAGAUAUGUGGGAGCUCUGAUAGCUUCAUGCAAAGUUCAUCAUCUAUAUUUCAACUAUGAAUAUGAUGGUCUUUGGUACCCUCACCCAUUGUCACUGGAACCAUGGUGCUCCACUACUCCUUGUAGCCUCAGGAAGCUCCACAUUACACACUGUUUCCUUGACAAGGUUCCAAAAUGGAUGAGUGAGCUUGGAAAUCUGAGGGAAUUAAACCUCUGUAUCCUCAUUAUGAAGCCAAAAGAUGUUGCGGUCCUUGGAGCGAUGCCCACCUUGGUUUUUCUCGAGCUAGAGACUUUCUAUGGCGCUAGCAGAAGGAUCUUCUUCAUCCAUGGUGGUUUCAGAAGUUUGAAAUACUUGAAGCUGAUAAUAUCUCGUUGUGGGACGGCAGUUGAGUUUGGAGCACGAUCGAUGCCAAAGCUCGAGCACCUCAAGCUUUACUUAAAGGUGCAUAAGAGGGAGUGCGUGAAUGGUGCUUUUGAUUUUGGCAUCCAGCACCUCUCAGCCCUCACCAAGAUUGACAUCAGCAUUUUUGGCAGGCACAAUUUUCAUGUAAAAAAACGUAUUGAAACUGCCAUCAUGACACUUAACCGACGACCCACUCUCUCAUUUGAGCAUACAUACAGAGGACGUUCACAGUGUGAACAUUUUGAAGAGUUUGUGAACUCUUACGGUGCAAUCUAUGGAGUACCGACCGAGAUGAUUCGAAGCUUCCAUGCUGAACAGGACAAAGUCUGAGGGGGAUAGUAAGGACAAGGUCGAUGAAGCGGCCGGGUGGAUAGCUAGCAGCAGCAACAACAAUUAGAACACCGAUUAUGCUUCUGUGCUGCCUGGGCGUGUUCAGAAACUGGAGGGAGUUGCUGCAUGCCUACGAGACAAACUGUUACUCCCUCUGAUCCAUAAAAAGUGUCGUCCAUUUUGUACUAAGUUAGUACAAAUUUUGUACUAAGUGGACGACACUUUUUAUUGAUCUCAGGGAGUAUUAGUCUACGUUAAAGUUGCUUUUGGUUUUAUAUGCUGCUCUCUACUCUGGUUGCUGUUAAAAUUUGCUUAAUUUCCCUGUAACUAUGAUCAACUAGCGUUAUGCUGUACCGGACCUAGCCUUUGUGCUUGCAAACUCCUUGAGUUUGAGUUCAAGCAGUCGUCCUUGCAGCAGCUAGUUGCAAGCGAGUCUGCGGUUGUCAUCUGCUUCUGUGUUGUUAGGGAUGGGAACGGGCCAGGCGUACCCAUUGGGUCACUGGGCUGACCCCGAA